AUGGUUCUCUACUCUGGAUUUGAAGAUUGGGUAUUGGCAGUUGAAGAUUCGGCCGGAGGACAGGGAAAAGACAGCUUUCUCGGUGGGGAAUGGACUUUGGCAAUUCACGGUGAUGCCGUUUGGAAACAAGUGAAAUAUUUAGGGCAUGUGAUUUCGGCCGAGGGGAUUUUAACGGAUCCUGAGAAAGUUACGGCUGUAGCGGAGUGGCCUGUUCCGCAGAACAAGAAGCAGGUUCGCAGUUUCCUUGGGUUUUGCUCUUAUUACCGUAAGUUUGUGAAAGGUUUUUCUCUUAUUGCUAAGCCACUGUUUGUUUUGACGGAGAAUCAGGUUAAGUUCAUUUGGACGAAGCAGUGUCAGGAGGCGUUUGUGAAUCUCAAGCAGGCGUUGUCUUCACCUCCGAUACUUUCUUUUCCUCUUGAGGAAGGGGAAUUAAUUCUGGACACGGAUGCUUCCGGUCAUGGUGUUGGUGCAGUUUUGUCGCAAGUUCAGCAUGGAACGGAAAAGGUCAUUGCCUAUUAUAGUAGAGUGUUGAAUAAGUCUGAGAGGAACUAUUGUGUUACUCGGCGGGAAUUGCUGGCGAUGGUAGACUCAAUUAAGUCCUUUCAUCACUCUCUAUACGGACGGAAAUUUCUGGUUCGAACUGACCAUGCUUCUCUUAGGUGGUUGAUGUCUUUUAAGGAUUUGGAGGGUCAGUUGGCUCGUUGGGCGGAGAGGCUGCAGCAAUACGAUUUUGAGGUAGUUCAUCGGAGCGGUCGGGCGCACAAAAACGCGGAUGGUCUCUCUAGGCGGCCUUGUGCGGAAUCUAGCUGCAAGUAUUGCUCGAAGAUGGAAGUGAGAGAUGCUUUGGAGCAGGAGGGGCGAGUAGCUCGUAUAGUUUUAGAGGAAAAUACUUCCGGGGAGUGGCGUGAAGAUCAGUUGGAGGAUCCGGCUGUAUCGGUCAUUUUGCUAGGAAAGGAGAGGGACAGACGUCCUUCGUGGGAGGAGGUUUCGGCUAGAGGCCNUUCUUCAAGAAUUUACUGGUCCCAUUGGGACGCUUUAGUCGUUGUGAAUGGAGUUUUACAUAAGAGAUCUUCAAUGCUGGUGCACCUUUUGAGAUUACAGAUGGACGUUCUGGGUCCUUUUCCAGCGUCUUCUUCAGGAAAUAAAUAUCUUCUUGUGGUGGUAGACUGUUUCACCAAGUGGGUGGAGGCUUUUCCUUUGAAGAAUAUUAGAGCGUCGACCGUUGCGGAAGUUUUUGUUAAUCAGAUGGUUUCCAGGUUUGGUGUGCCGUUGGAGUUGCACACAGAUCAGGGGAAGAAUUUUGAGUCUUGGCUUUUUCAGGAGCUAUCGUGGUUGUUGGGGAUAAAGAAGACGAGGACUACUGCUCUUCACCCGCAGUCGGAUGGGCAAGUUGAAAGACAGCAUCAGACGAUACUACAGUACUUGUCUAAAUUUAUCGAUGAGAAUCAGAGGAGUUGGGAUCGUUGGGUAUCUAUGUUCUUGCUUGCUUAUAGGUCUUCUAGGCAUGAAACUACGGGAGCUACUCCGGAUGAGUUGAGUUUCGGUCGAGAUCUGCGUUUACCAUUAGAUUUGUUGCGAGGUACUCCGCCGAAUUAUUGUUCGGAUUCUUCAGAGGAUUAUAUUCAGGAGUUAGGGGCAAAAUUGGAGGAAAUUCAUCAGGGUGUUAGGGAGCGAUUGGCGUUGGGGUCGAAUAAGGCGAAGUGGUAUCAAUGCGCCGGUUUUGCCAUUAUUCAACAUGGAGUCGUGGGCAACGAUAGCUGCGGAUGCGUCAAGGGGACGAAGACGACGAACUGUACCACCUGUAGAGCGGUGACCGGGAAAAGAACCGCCAGCGAACGAUCGGCCGUUAGCGAACAAUUGACCGUCAGCGAACGAUCAGCCGCCAGCGAACGAUCGGCCGCUAGCGAACAAUCGGCCGUCAGCAAACAAUCGGCCGCCAGCGAACGAUCAGCCACCAGCAAACGAUCGGCCACCAGCAAACGAUCAGCCGCCAGCAAACAAUCGGCCGCCAACGAACGAUCAGCCGCCAGCAAACAAUCGGCCGCCAGCGAACGAUCGGCCGCCAGCGAACGAUUGGCCGCCAGCAAACGAUCGGCCGCCAGGUAA
Messenger RNA from Pseudomyrmex gracilis, 2106 nucleotides. RefSeq lists its product as uncharacterized. Lineage: Eukaryota; Metazoa; Arthropoda; Insecta; Hymenoptera; Formicidae. The record is from RefSeq and is a predicted model, not a curated record. Gene Ontology annotation, biological process: DNA integration. Bases 1 to 2106 code for a protein of 701 amino acids. Gene Ontology annotation, molecular function: nucleic acid binding. The transcript has 5 exons.